Molecule: messenger RNA, 1761 nt
Organism: Tachysurus vachellii
Lineage: Eukaryota; Metazoa; Chordata; Actinopteri; Siluriformes; Bagridae
Product: E3 ubiquitin-protein ligase TRIM35-like
Exons: 6
Coding region: 18-1061 (347 amino acids)
Molecular function (GO): zinc ion binding
Source: RefSeq, a predicted model, not a curated record
AAGCCGAAGAAGCCGUCAUGGCUUCACCUCGCACCGACCUGGAAGAAAACCUGAAAUGCUCUAUUUGUUUUGGCAUCUUUAAGGAUCCAGUGGUUCUGCACUGUAGUCACAGUUUCUGUAAGCAUUGUGUUGAGCUACACUGGCGUGUGAAGGUGGUGAAAGAAUGUCCGAUCUGCAGAUCUGUUUCAAAUCGGUCUCCACUGAAGAAUCUGUCUCUUAAGAGUGUGUGUGAGUCUUUUGUGGAGGAGAAGAGACGCAGGAUUUCAACCAAAUAUGAAGGUUUGCUCUGUGUGGUCCAUGGUUUGAAGCAUGAGCUCUUCUGCACAGAUGACCAGAAGCUGGUGUGUAUGAAAUGUGUGUCUCGGGAACAUCAAGACCACAACUUUUGUGCCAUCAAAAAAGCAGCUGAGGACCACAAGAAUAAACUUCAGAAUCCUUUAAAGGAGCUUGAGAACAAGCUGAAAACUCUAGAUUCCAAAAACUUCACCUUUUCCAUAACAGCCAACAAACUCCAGUCUCAGGGCCAGCAGACUGAGACGCAGAUAACGAAGGAGUUUAAAAUGCUUAAUCAGUUCCUCAUAAAUGAAGAAGAGGCUCGAAUAUCUGCACUGAGAGACGAACAGAAGAGGAAGAAAAAGAUGAUUAUGGAGAAGAUUGCAGAAGUCGACAGACAGAAAACUGUUUUAUCUCAACUAAUCCAAAAUACUAAUGACGACCUAAAUCGGGACGAGAGUCUUUUCUUACACAACUUUAGAGAAACAGAGGAGAGACUUAAGCACACACUACCAGAACCAAAGCUUGACUCAUGUGUUACGAUCGACGAGGCUAAACACAUCGGGAAUCUGCGAUUUGAAGUGUGUGAGAAGAUGAAGCACAUCGGUCCUUUCAUUAAAGAUCCAGUAAUUCAGGACCCAAACACUAAAACACCUGUCCUUACUGUAUCUUCAUAUUUGACGAGCAUUACAACUUCAGUACCAGCUUCUGAACUCUCCGGAAAUAUGCUUCUGCAGAAUUCUGGGCUCAAGAGGAUCUACAGGUUUGGAAAUCAAGGAAGCCUGUGAUCAUUGGGCUCUGGGAGUUGUUACUGAAGCUGAAAAACAUAUUAACCGUACAUGUUCUUAGACCUUAACAGCACCCAAGCUUAAAAAAGUGUGUGUUUUACUGGACAUGGACAAACAACAGGUGGUUUUCAGUGAUCUUGUCACAAUGAAAUCAUACACAUAUAUAUUGGGAUCUAUUGAGAAAAUGUACCCUUGCUUUUUGCCACUGAGCAAAAACCCAAUGAAAAUGUUACCGUCAUAAAGGUUGGUGUAAUCAAUUCAAUUCAAGUUUAUUUGUAUAGCGCUUUUUACAAUCUGUAAUCAGUCAAGCUAUGACUUCCACAGUCAGUCCUAAUACUCUAAUACACACAUAACCAAUUCUAGAUAUUUCUUCAUAUCAUAAUUAGCCUUUGGUUUGUUAUAAAAACAGAACAUUAUUAGUUGUUGGUGCAUCCUAUCAGUUUAUCAUUAGAGAAUUGUUUUAGUACACAAUAGAUUGGUGGCAGCCUUAUAAUUUAUUAUUUAUUAGCCUUUAUUUACUUCUUAGGCAUUACAUAUUAAUAUUUAUAAUUAACGUGAUUUAAUCCUAGCUUUAUCUUCCUAAAGAGAGCGAUGCCAUGGCACUUUAAUUCUUUAGUCUGUUUAGGUUUCUUCCCUAAUCAUCCGCUCAAAUGCUUCAGCUUCCAAAGCAUCAAUCCUUCAUGUUAACUCCACUGCAAUG